CACCAGGUGUGCCUGAGAUCUGCAAGAAAUCUCUGUCAGCAUGCAUUUGUACAGGAGGCAUGGAGCUGUUUAUUCUGGGCAAGAACUUCCUGAAGGAUACAAGAGUGGUAUUUCAGCAUGGUGAUGCAUUAUCGGAGACACCUUGGGAGGAGUCUGUCCAGCCAGACAAAGAAUUCCUCCAGCAGACUCAUCUGGUGUGCGUGGUUCCUGCAUACCAGCAGGUGGACUUAACAGAGCCAGUCACAGUAAGGCUUUUGGUGGUGUCAGGUGGCAAGACCAGUGAACCCCACACAUUCACCUAUACCCCCACAUUGCUGCCACCAGCAGAAUUACAGGAAGUAAUUGCUGAUUGGAGUUGGCGCCACUUGUCAGGCGAGCGCCAGGGGGUGCGCCUGGGCAUCACCCGCUAAUAAUUCAGGUUCUGUCAUCAUGGUGACUACUACUACUACUA
Messenger RNA from Cryptotermes secundus, 451 nucleotides. Its product is annotated as nuclear factor of activated T-cells 5-like. Bases 60 to 410 code for a protein of 116 amino acids. NCBI's taxonomy places the organism in Eukaryota, Metazoa, Arthropoda, Insecta, Blattodea, Kalotermitidae. The record is from RefSeq and is a predicted model, not a curated record. Gene Ontology annotation, cellular component: transcription regulator complex. Gene Ontology annotation, biological process: regulation of transcription by RNA polymerase II. Gene Ontology annotation, molecular function: transcription factor binding; RNA polymerase II cis-regulatory region sequence-specific DNA binding; DNA-binding transcription factor activity, RNA polymerase II-specific. The transcript is spliced from 3 exons.